This is a messenger RNA of Caenorhabditis angaria, 1338 nucleotides long. The record is from the annotation of a GenBank genome assembly. NCBI's taxonomy places the organism in Eukaryota, Metazoa, Nematoda, Chromadorea, Rhabditida, Rhabditidae.
AUGUCAAAUUUUCCACAUAAUCGUAAACGAACUCUUUACGUCGGCGGAAUUUCGGAAGAAUGUACCGAAAAAGUGCUAAUGGCAGCAUUUAUUCCAUUCGGAGAUGUUGUCGCUAUUUCGAUUCCAAUGGAUUAUGAAAAUGGAAAACAUCGAGGUUUCGGAUUUGUUGAAUUCGAUUUGCCUGAAGAUGCGGCUGCUGCUAUUGAUAAUAUGAAUGAUAGUGAAUUGUUUGGAAGAACUAUUAGGUUUGUUCGAAAAUUGAAGUUUUCGUGUGAAAAAUUCGAAUUUUCCAAAUUCACGUUUCAAGUAGAGAAAAACAAUGAAAAUAUCAUUUGUUUUUUCAGAGUAAAUUUCGCUCGUCCACCAAAAGCCACUGAAAGAUCACAAAAACCAGUUUGGGCCGACGAUGAAUGGUUGAAAAGAUAUGGAAAAGGAGGUGGAGGCGCAGACAACGAAAAUGGUGAAAAUGAAAAUGGUGCAGAAAUUGGUGAGGAUGGAGAGCAAAGAAGUGCACCACCAAAAUUGCCACGUGUCUAUUUGGGUGUGAAGAUUGGUAUUCGAUAUAUUGGUCGGAUUAUUAUUGAAUUGCGGCCUGAUGUUACGCCAAAAACUGCUGAAAAUUUUCGAUGUUUGUGUACUGGAGAACGAGGAUUUGGAUAUGAAGGUAUGCGAUUUUGGGACGUGUGAAAAUUGGGAAAAAUUUGCAAACAAUUUUUUGAGCCCACGAUUUUUUGAAAUUUUGAUUUAUUUUCAGAUUUUGAUUAUUGAGAUUUUUUAUUUAAAAAAUUUGAAAACGUGAACCUUUUUCUCUCUAAUUUUUCAUUUCUAGGUUCCACAUUCCAUCGAAUCAUCCCAAAAUUUAUGCUCCAAGGUGGUGAUUUCACAAAAGGCGAUGGAACAGGCGGAAAAUCGAUUUAUGGCACAAAAUUCGAAGAUGAAAAUUUUAUUCUGCGCCACACAAUGCCUGGAACUGUUUCAAUGGCUAAUUGUGGAGCAAACACAAAUGGAUCGCAAUUUUUCAUUUGCACUGAAAAAACGGAUUGGUUGGAUGGAAAACAUGUUGUAUUUGGGCAUGUUAUUGAAGGAAUGAAUAUUGUAAGACAAAUUGAACAGCAGGUUUGUAUUUUCAUUUUUAAAUGAUGAAAUGCACAAAAAAUAUUCUGAAUUUUCCAGGGAACCCCAUCCGGAAAACCACAAAUGGUCGUGAAAAUUGUCGAAAGUGGAGAAAUCGAGCCGGAAAAACGAAUUGCGGCACAACGAAAAGCGGCCGCCGCAGCCGAAAAUGCAACAAAAAUCGAUAAUGCAGAAAAUCUUCCCAAAAUACCGUCUGAUGCCUAA